AUGUCUGGAAACGACUACUACGGCGGCCAAGGCCACAGCUACGACGGCGCACAGCAGCAACAGCAAGGCUACGGCGGCUACAACCAACAGCAGCAGUACCCUUCGGCGCCAGCCUACGGUCAGCCCCAACACGACCAGUACGGCCAAGGCCACAGCCCCCAGCACCCUCCUCCGGCGCAUGACCAGUACGGCCAGGCUCCCCAGCAGCACGGCUACGGCGCUCCUCAGGGUCAGUACGACCAGGGCCACGAUACCAACCGUAGCCAGUCUCCCUACCCACCGUCCGCGCAGCACCAGCAGCACCACGACCCCAAUCAGCAGUACGGUCAGCAACACCAGCAGCACGGCUACGGCGACCAGCAACACCAGCAGCAAAGCUAUGGCAAUCAGCAGCACCAGCAACAAGGCUAUGGUCAGCAACCGGGCCAGUACGGCCAGCCUGGUGCGCCAGGCGGUCCUGCAGAUGGCGACCGCGGCUUAGGCUCCACACUCAUUGGGGGUGCAGGUGGCGCCUUCCUCGGCAACAAGAUGGGCGGUGGCGCGCUUGGUACCAUCGGUGGACUGAUCGCAGGCGCAGUCGGCGCAAACAUGCUGAGCGACAAGUAA
Didymella exigua CBS 183.55 is the source of this 606-nucleotide messenger RNA. RefSeq lists its product as uncharacterized. The record is from RefSeq and is a predicted model, not a curated record. Bases 1 to 606 code for a protein of 201 amino acids. Lineage: Eukaryota; Fungi; Ascomycota; Dothideomycetes; Pleosporales; Didymellaceae. The transcript has 2 exons.